CGAAAGCUUAGCUGCCAGGGCUGCAGACGUGAUAUUUUUAAAACUUAAUCGCUGCCCGCUUCAUCGUGACUUGCCCACAAGAAAACAUUUAGUCGGUAAAUACUGCCAGCACUUCAUUUCCAUUUCGGUUCGGUUUCAGUUUUAUGUCAGUUCCCUAAUUGCGUCUAGCGGCCAAAGAGCUUUGCAUUUCUGAUACGAUUGUGAUUGGAAGUCGCACGCCGCACACUUCUAACAGACAAACACACACAAACACACAGAAACACACAACAAGCACACACGUUUUUAUUAGGUAUAUUAUAUACAGACAUAUCGCGUAUGAACGGUUUAUUAAUAAGUUUAUGCAAGUUUUUGGGAUCACAACAAACGCCGUUAGAUAAUCGCCACGCCCACUUGCGCCCAUCAAGGUGAAACGAUUAAAAAGUGCAGCGAAAAAUCGAUUUUUUGCUCUUGAACUACCUACAUACGUAUAUAAAUACAUAUAUGUACAAUAUAUAUAAACACCGUGGCCGAGAAAUUCUAAUUGGGAGCAGCGAGGAAGUGACAGUGAAAGUGAUUUAAAUAAUGAGUCGAAUGCUAAUUAAGCCUGCUGCUGCCACAGUUUCUGCCGCGUUGCAGCAGCAUCAGCGCCAGCAGCAACAAUACGUUAUUCGCCGCUGGAAAUCGUUCCUGCACAACAGCAACAAUGCCAACCGACGUGCGGCGAAAUCAACAGCAACGUCGACGGCGCUGGCGGCAGCGACGUCGAAGCGCCACGAAUCAAGCGGCGAUUUCAUUCAACCGUUAGACGUCCGCCGUUCCUUUUCAACCAGCCACAAAAUGCCGUCGUCGUCGAAAGCGCUCACACUGGAAAACAUAAAUCCCAACUUUAUUGCCAUGGAAUAUGCGGUUCGCGGUCCUCUGGUGAUUCGUGCCGGGGAAAUCGAAAAGGAACUGGAAAAGGGUGUCCAGAAGCCAUUCGACCAGGUGAUUCGAGCCAACAUCGGAGAUUGCCAUGCGAUGGGUCAGCAGCCCUUGACCUUCCUGCGUCAGCUGAUGGCGCUGACCUUCGAGACACGACUGCUGGACUCGCCCGAGUAUCCCGAGGACGUUAAGAAGCGCGCCUGUGCCAUUUUGGAUGGCUGCCAGGGUCAGUCGGUGGGCUCGUACACCGACUCCGCCGGUCUGGAGGUGGUUCGUCGCCAGGUGGCCCAGUACAUCGAGAAGAGGGAUGGCGGCAUCGCCUCCGAUUGGCAGAACAUCUACCUCACCGCCGGCGCCUCUCCCGGCAUCAAGAGCAUUCUCUCCAUGAUCAAUUCCGAGGUGGGAUGCAAGCCACCAGGUGUCAUGGUGCCCAUUCCGCAGUACCCACUGUACUCGGCCACCAUAUCCGAAUACGGCAUGACCAAGGUGGACUACUACCUGGAGGAGGAGACCGGCUGGAGCCUUGGCAGAAAGGAGCUGCAACGGUCCUACGACGAGGCCAAGAAGGUCUGCAAUCCGCGUGCCCUGGUCGUGAUCAAUCCGGGCAAUCCCACCGGACAGGUGCUGACCCGCGAGAACAUCGAGGAGAUCAUCAAGUUCGCUCACGAUAACAAGGUGCUGGUUCUGGCCGAUGAGGUGUACCAGGACAAUGUCUACGACAAGGACUCCAAGUUCUGGUCGUUCAAGAAGGUGGCCUACGAAAUGGGCGAACCCUAUCGCAGCCUCGAAAUGGUCAGUUUCCUGUCCACCUCGAAGGGCUAUCUGGGCGAGUGCGGCAUUCGCGGCGGCUACAUGGAGGUCCUCAAUUUCGAUCCCAAGGUCAAGGCCAUGCUGACCAAGUCGAUAACGGCGGCGCUCUGCAGCACCACCGCUGGCCAGGUGGCCGUGAGUGCCCUGGUCAACCCACCGCAGCCCGGAGAGCCCUCCUACGAUCUGUACAAGAAGGAGCGCGAUGGCAUCCUGGCCGCUCUGAAGGAACGGGCCGAGCUCGUCCACAAGGCACUGAACAGCUUCGAGGGCUACAAGGUGAAUCCCGUGCAGGGCGCCAUGUACGUCUUCCCCCAGAUCGAGAUCCCGCCCAAGGCGAUCGCGGCCGCCAAGGCCAAGGGCAUGGCCCCCGAUGUCUUCUACGCAUUUGAGCUGCUCGAGACGAGCGGCAUUUGCAUUGUUCCUGGCAGUGGAUUUGGUCAGAAGCCCGGCACCUGGCACUUCCGCAGCACGAUCCUUCCGCAAACGGACAAACUGAAGCUGAUGAUGGAGAAAUUCCGCGUUUUCCACACCGAGUUCAUGAAGAAGUACAAGUAGAUUUGCUGCCCACUCCCCCGUCCUCGAUCCCUGUGUUAAUUGUCGAUCCUCCGGCUUAGGAUUAAAAUCUAAAUUACCUUAA
This is a messenger RNA of Drosophila erecta, 2347 nucleotides long. Its product is annotated as alanine aminotransferase 1. NCBI's taxonomy places the organism in Eukaryota, Metazoa, Arthropoda, Insecta, Diptera, Drosophilidae. Gene Ontology annotation, biological process: biosynthetic process. Bases 562 to 2265 code for a protein of 567 amino acids. The record is from RefSeq and is a predicted model, not a curated record. The transcript has 7 exons. Gene Ontology annotation, molecular function: pyridoxal phosphate binding; L-alanine:2-oxoglutarate transaminase activity.